Molecule: messenger RNA, 2240 nt
Organism: Pungitius pungitius (ninespine stickleback)
Lineage: Eukaryota; Metazoa; Chordata; Actinopteri; Perciformes; Gasterosteidae
Product: TRIO and F-actin-binding protein-like
Exons: 11
Coding region: 508-2220 (570 amino acids)
Biological process (GO): positive regulation of substrate adhesion-dependent cell spreading
Cellular component (GO): actin cytoskeleton
Molecular function (GO): actin filament binding
Source: RefSeq, a predicted model, not a curated record
UGAACUUUCAAAAUGUUUUUUCAGUGCCUUGAAUCACAACCAAUCAAGUGUUGUUGUAGUAGUUCUGAAACCCUGACAUGACAUUUAUAUGAGUGCACUUCCUCAUUUCAUUUCCUUCCACGCUUUUUGGCCUUUCAUGUCUCUUUCUUUCUCUCCCCCCCUUACGAUUUGCACUGUGCAAUGCGAUACGUGGUUGGUAAGUAUGUUACUUUUUGCUAACACACUUUAAUAGCACCUGCUUGGUUUUAUGAUGUAAACUAAGUGUCUCUUCCUUUGUCCUACCUUUCAAUGUGAUGAUUGCUGUUUGCCAACAUUCACUUCUUAUUUUUUCUCACGUUUCCAUUCUGCUCUAAACUUCUGCCUGCCUUUCAGUGCUUCAUUAUGCUGUCGUUUGGACACAUUUGUCUGCUCUGAGAGUUUCCGUUUCCUCUGCCUCACGAGACAGAAACCUUUCAAAGAGCUUAAUCACAAUGCUUUAUUUACAGGUGUUGUUACUUGAAGGGCUGGAUGUCCAUACUGGAUGUGCAUGGCAGGUGGUGGAAACACUGGUUUGUUCUGGGUGAUACCUCACUGAGGUACUACAGAGACGCAGAUGCUGAGGAGUCAGAUGAUGUUGACGGCGAGAUAAACUUGACGUGCUGUAUCAAUGUAUCAGAAUGCGACGUGGAGAAGAACCAUGGACUCCAGAUACAAACAAAGAGAGCACUGUUCACUCUCUCCGUUACGACCUCUAGAAUACGACGGAACUGGGUGAAGUUGCUAAGACAAGCGAUCCAGAACAACAUGCACCAAUCGGACACCGGCAGCGAGAAAGAGUACCCCCUCUCCCGGAGACCGUCGUCAUGCCAACCCGCUGCUCGGUUCACCUGCAAGGACUCCGGCUAUGAACCUACCACUUCCACUGCUAGCGUCCCAGCUAUAAACCCCCGUCAGGCCGACCACAGCCAUCACACUGCAGAGCGGGAUCUGGACUUGUCUCCGUCCAGUCAGAGAGAAGAGGGGGAGGGUUGGGACCGCGAGCAAGCCAAGCGAUUGGAGGAGAGGAACAAGUGGUUUGAAGAGGGGGUCACCUUCAGUGAAAUGGGCAGCAGGUGGGACUCAAUGGAGCUGAAGAGGGGGAGUGCGCCUGGGCACCUCACCGAGACCAUGGACUCAGACGUCAGCAGCAAGUGGGUCGAAUUUGAGACGUUGUCAGUAUGUGACGUGAGCUCGCGGUCUCUAAUUGGAGCCCAGACGUGUCAAUCGAGCCCUGAAGAGGCCGAACAGCCUGAAACCGCCUCACAAACGGGUGUAUCCGACCCAUGCAUAAAUGGAGAACAAACUACUCAAACAAAUAAAGGGGAAGCUCUUCAAAACGAGGCCCUCUUUCUUCGAAAGCAGGUGGAUAGCCUCAGGGGGGAGCGUGCAGCCUUGGGGGAAGAAGUGGACAGCCCGUGUGGCCCCGGGGCCCCGUGUAGGGCCAGGCUUGUAGCUAUGGAAGAGGCCCAUCGUAAAGCUCUGCAGGAGCAACAGGAGAAGCACGCGAGGGAGAUCGAGGAGCUGGAGGAGCAGAGAGACAGGAUGCUGCAAGAGGAGAGCCAGGCUGCCGCUAAAGCUGUGGAGGCAGUGAGAGCAGCUCACAGGGAGGAGCUGGAGAGGGAGGUGGAGAAGGCCAGGAGUCUGGCUGGAGGAGCUGCACACGCGGACGCUCCACACGGAGGCCACAUGCCACAGGCGGAUGUCGCGCACAGCGAGUUAGAUGUGCUGUCCGAGCGCUACACCCAGAGGUGCCUGGAGCUGCAGCGCAGCGAGCAGAGCGGCCGGGACCGAGAGGCUGAGCUCGACCUCAAGGAAAGAGAGCUGCAGCAGCUCAGAAGAGAGAACAAGGACCUCAAGGUCAAACUGGCGGAAGAGAUCAGCCGCAUGCGUUACUUCAUCACAGGGCUGAGGUCGGACACGGCAUCGCUUGGCAACGCUGAGCGCACUGCAUCGGAAUUAGAGACAUUACUAAGAGCAAAAGACAACGAGGUUGAGUAUCUUAAGAAGGAAAUCAGCUGUCUACAGAAUGAAGUGCAGUCCCUCACAACGGAGAAAGCAGCGGCUUAUGAGCUAUAUAAGGAGGCGUACGUGGUGCUGAGUGACACGAGGGGGCGAGACCAGCUAAAGACAAACUCCCUUACUGAACACUUGAGACUGGCCAACGCCGCCCUGGAGGAGGGAGCGAGGCAGGCUGACCAAUGAGGACGGAUGAGACAAACUGA